Suillus clintonianus is the source of this 1023-nucleotide messenger RNA. RefSeq lists its product as uncharacterized. The transcript is spliced from 3 exons. NCBI's taxonomy places the organism in Eukaryota, Fungi, Basidiomycota, Agaricomycetes, Boletales, Suillaceae. The coding region runs from base 50 to 829 and encodes 259 amino acids. The record is from RefSeq and is a predicted model, not a curated record.
GGCCCUGGUUGUCUGUCACGCUCAUCACUCACACAGCCUAUCUACUGAAAUGUUGAGCAUGCAAAGUUCUAGUCCCACUGUUUUCCAGACCCCAUCUACUCCUGGACGUUCAUCAUAUUACUCCGCAAGGAGCCACCAACCACUUGCUUCGUCACCCUUGGCUUCUCCGAAAUCAUCACCCGUAGUGGCUGCACAAGCAAGACGACAAGCCCAAUACAAAACUCGUGCAACAGGUUCUUCUAGAAGCGCGACCAACCAACUUCCAUGCACACAAUCAGGCAGCCAGACGCCCGAAAACCCUCAGAAAUCAUUUUUACGUGAUCGUUUUAAAGCGCGAUGUCUUGAGCGCGCCCAAAAACAACGACAUGAUAAAGUCCAGAAACAAAGAACAGCUAGUGGCAGUGACGUGUUUUUUGAUUCUGAGAUGGACUGUGAUGAGGAUGAGGACGAAGAAUUCGUUAUGCAAGACGAGCUCUUUCGGAGAAUCAUUGCCAAUGCUGCACAUAAGAAAACCCAUGAAUACCGUCUUUCGUAUUCUUAUGAUGUCGGAUCCUCGUUUGACCCGGACAUGGAGGAUGUGAACCGGUGGGAAAGUGAAUUGCAAGAAAUGCCCCCUGACAGCUAUAGUGUGACGCCGGAAGACCUCGAGCAAGAGGAAAUUGAGGCUUACGCCGCAGAAUAUGCAAACUUUCAAGAAUUGUCGGAUCUGGGUGCUAGCAUUGACGACUUUUCUGCGUGGAGUGAUAUUGAAGAUACUCCACUGCCGUCAUCGCCAAUGACAGACAAGCCAGGGCGCUCGUCAGAGGAUCAGGAUAUGGACCUGUCCUAAAUGAAGUCGCGUGCUGUGAUCGCGCUUUCUGCUAUGGGUGGCUAUUAUGCACUUAUGAGUUGUAUCUUCAUCUACUGUAAAUUAUGCGCAGAUAAAGUCGAGUGGCACUGUGGCAUAGCCACGUCAACACUCUUAUCUUAUCAAGGAUAUAGUCCAGACAAACCAUAAGUGCGUCAGUAUAUAUGGAUCAUGCU